GAAGCGACUGCAUCCUCACACUGUUAUAAAGAUGGCGUUUAUUAAAGAGGAGAAUGAAGACAUCAGGAUUGUAGAAGUGUUCACAGUGAAACAAGAAGAUCUUGAAGAACAAACAGGACUGAUGACACUGAAAGAUGAAACUGAAGAUCUGGAUGAAAAUGAAGAGAAGGACCAAUAUGAAAAGCACGAUGAUUUAAAGACGGAAGAACAAUCCACGUUGACUAAGAAGACUUCAUCACAGAAAACCAAACCUAACUCUUUUUUCUCUAGCCAUCAUUGUGGAAAAGGUUUGAACAGUCAAACAUAUCCUGAAGACCGCAUAAGAGUUCGCCGUGGAAAGAAACUUUAUAUGUGCCAACAGUGUGGGAAAAGUUUCAGUCACAGACGACAUCUUGAAGUUCACAUGAGAGUUCACACCGGAGAGAGACCUUUCAUCUGCCAGCAGUGUGGAAAGUGUUUCACCCAAAAACAAAAUCUCAGUAUUCACCAGAGAGUUCACACCGGAGAGAAGCCUUACACCUGCAAGCAGUGCGGAAACAGUUUCACACAAAAGCAUUCGUUUGAAGUACACGCAAGAAUUCACAACGGAGAGAAGCCAUAUCCCUGCCCGCAGUGUGAUAGGAGAUUCAAUGUAAAACAAAACCUUGAGGUUCACAUGAGAGUUCACACCAGAGAGAAACCGUUCACCUGUCAGCAGUGUGGAAAGACUUUUGCUCAUGUACAGUCAUUGAAUAGCCAUAAACGAGCUCACACUGGAGAGAAGCCGUACGCGUGCUUCCUGUGCGGAAAGAGUUUCACUCAAAAACAAAAUCUUGAUCUUCACAAGAGACUUCACAGUGGAGAGAAGCCUUACGCGUAACUCUUUUCAUUCAAAAAGGAAACAUGCAAAUUAGAGCUAUUCACCAAUCUGUUUGGAUCUGAAAACCCAAGAUUCUACGUGAUAGGUUUAGGUCCAAGAUUUUGACAUGCUUCAGAGACAGGUCAGGUUUGGUGUUUAUUGUGAACGACAUUGAUUUUUGGGAAUGGUUGGAUUGGAAAAUCAAUGCUGUCUAGUUUGUUUGGACUCAAUUUAUGCACAGCAGAUUUGGGUAUUUUGGGAGCUUAGUGUGGGUGAUAAUCGACUAAAGAGGACAAUGCAAUUCAGUGUUUUAAGACAAGGGUGUCCAAACUCCUGGAGGAGGCCAGUGUCCUGCAAAGUUUAGUUCCAACCCCAAUCAGACAAACCUGGGCUUGCUAAUCAAACUUUUACUAGGCUUUCUAGAAACAUGGUGUGUUAAGGCAAGUUGGAGCAAAAAUCUGCAGGACAUCGGCUCUCCAGGACUGAGUUUGGACAGCCCUGCUCUAAGCAUUUUGAUGGAUUAACAUUCAUAAGUUGUUCUGGCACUUUUAAUUUGUUUUCUUUUAGAGACGACCCUUAAACUUUAAUGAAGUAAAGUAAGCAUUGUGAAGUACCAUUUCUCGAAAUUGGUCCUGAGUAUCAAGGAUAGGAGAGUUUGGGUCAUUCACUCAUCUUUCCUAAUCUUCAUCCUUAUGCUGCGUUCACACCAGACGCGGAAUGUGCGUCAAGCGCGAGUGAUUUACAAGUCAAUGCAAACGUGCGAAUAGACAUACUGAGAUAUUUCAGCAGUACUUCAAAUUGAGCAUGUCCCAGUUUGAUGACCUGUUGUCUUGUGUCAGCAGGAGGAUUUCCCCUCGGGACACCAACUACAGGCACUAUGGCAUAAUCAGGCCAUACUAGAGCAAGCUUCUGAUUGGUUAAAGCGAGCAAUUCAAGCAUUAACUGCGUCAAACUCCCAAAAUGCUCAAGUCGUAUCAUGUCAUUUGCUCGAUUUGCGUCAUUCGUGCCGCAGGAUGUCUAUUCGCGUAUUUGCAUUGACUUAACAUGUACAUCACUCUUGCUUGAUGCUUCAUCCACAUCAGGUGUGCACACACCAUAAUGGUGUUCAGUUGGGUUGAGGUUAGGACUCUGGGCAGGCCACUGCAGUUCCUCCACACUAAAGACCUCAUUGCUGUUUUUUGGAGCUUUCUUUGUGCAUUGGUAGACAUUCAUAUUGUAACAGGAAGGUUCCAUCCCAAAAUCCGUUCGCACAAAGUUGGGAACGUGAAAUUGUCCAAAAUGUUUCGGUAUGCUUAAGUAUUAAGAGUAAAGCCUGGUUUAUACUUCUGCGUCAAGUGACCGGCGUAACUCACGGCGGAGGCAACGCGCUUGGC
Molecule: messenger RNA, 2211 nt
Organism: Danio rerio (zebrafish)
Lineage: Eukaryota; Metazoa; Chordata; Actinopteri; Cypriniformes; Danionidae
Source: RefSeq, a predicted model, not a curated record